CGAAGCAAUGCCUCCCUCCUUUCCGUUGUGCAGCCAGCCAGCCAGCAGCCAUCACAUUCAAUUCCUCCGCCCAUCACCAUCAGAUCAACGACCACGCACCCAGCUCCCACACGCACUUCGCGGCAUCGCUGCACUGUUGCUAUCGGGCGGGUGUUGUGCGUGUCCUCCUUCACUCCCCCCCCAUUGCUGUUGCCCUCUUCGAGCCACGCUUUGGCCUGUCAUCGUCGCGUUUGUCGCACGGCACAGAGGGAACCCGCAACAACAACAGCAACGACAACAGCAACACCAGCAACAACAACAGCAACGACAACUGCUGCUUCACCCUAACCCAACCCAACACACACAACACAUACAGACACACACACACAUACACACAGACACACACACACACACACACCAUCGGUCAUCAUGGCGUCGACGACUGCAAGCAUCAGCACGGCGCCACUAACCACGACAAGCUCGUCGAUGAACAUGACAAACAACAUCAUGGCUGACGACAACGACGCGCCGCUGUGGCAAGGGAUCGUCACGCUGUGCUUGCUUGGCGUGAUGCUCGUGGCCAUGGCCAAGGAGCUGGCCCCGCCAGACAUGCUCAUGAUGGGCAUCCUCGUGCUCUUCGUCCCCAUGGGGAUCAUCACCAUCAACGAGGCCGUGGAGGGCUUCUCCAACACGGGCAUGCUCACGGUUGCCGUGCUGUUCCCCGUCGCCGCUGGCGUGCAGCUGACGGGCGCCGUCGAGCCCCUGCGGCGGCUGCUUGAGCGCCGCACACGGCCCGCGCGCGGCGAGCUGGCCAGCGUGCCAAAAGUCCUCUCCUGGAUCAUGCUGCCCAUCGCGGCCCUCUCCGCCUUCCUCAACAACACGCCCGUUGUAGCCAUGAUGAUUCCGCUGAUUGAGAAGCUGGGCCAGCGCAUCGGCGUGGCGCCCUCCAAGCUCCUCAUCCCGCUCAGCUACGCCUCCAUCUUGGGCGGCACGUGCACCCUCAUCGGCACAUCCACCAAUCUCGUGGUUGUCGGCCUUGUCUCCGAGCGCGUUGAGGGGUUCUCCAUGGGCAUCUUUGAGAUUGGGCAGGUGGGCCUGCCGGUGCUGUUUGCGGGCAUUGCGUAUGUCCUGCUGCUCGCCGCGCGCGUGCUGCCGGAUCGCCAGUCUGUGACCACCGCCAUUGUGCGCCCGAAGGAGUACAUCACGUGCAUGUUCGUGAAGAAGGCGUCAGAGGCGUCCAACACGACACUCGAGGGCAAGACGGUGCUUGAGGCCGGCCUGCGUAGCCUGCCUGGCCUCUUCCUCAUCCAGAUUGAGCGUGAGAACGGCGUGAUUGUGACUGCGCCCAGCCCAGAUUGUAUCCUGCAGGGUGGCGAUAAGCUCUUCUUUGCAGGCAAGGUCGACUCCGUGCUCAGCCUCUCCCAAGUCCGCGGCUUGCGCCUCGCCGAGGACGACGAGCACGAGGUUGACCUGAAUCGGCUUCGUGGCGACGACAUCCUGGUUGAGGCCGUGGUUGCGCCCCACUCCGCCCUUGUGCACCGCAGCGUCAAGGCCGCCCGCUUCCGCACGCGGUUCAAGGCCGCCAUCAUUGCCGUGCACCGCCACGGUGUGCGCAUCAACCAGAAGAUUGGCGACAUUGUGCUGCAGGCGGGCGACACCCUGCUGCUCGUCACCAACAAGGACUUUGUCAAGCUGUACCAGUCCCAGGACCACUUUGCGCUCGUGAGCGAGGUCGACGGACACCGCAAUUUGCGGUGGAACAAGGCUCCGAUUGCCGUCAUUCUCACCGUGGCCAUGAUUGCGCUCAGCGUUGCAGAGGUGAUCGACCUCCUCACGGCCGCGCUCUUUGCGGCCGCUGGGCUCGUGCUCUUCCGCUGCAUGUCUGCGUCUGAGAUUCGAAGCGCCAUCAACCUGGAGGUGCUGCUGGUGAUUGCGGCUGCGUUUGGGCUGAGCAACGCCCUUGUCAACAGCGGCGCGGCCGAGCUCAUGGCGCGCGCUGUUGUGUUGGCGUCCAAGCCAACGGGGGUAACGGGGCUGUACAUCAUGGUGUAUCUCACCACCGUGCUGCUGAGUGCCGUUGUCACCAACAAUGCCGCCAUCACCAUCAUGUUCCCCGUCGCGUUCCAAGCGGCCAUGGAUCUCGAGGAGGAUUUCUUUCCGCUGCUUCUGCUGCUGAUGAUGGGGGCGAGCUCAAGUUUCAUGACACCAACGGGAUACCAGACCAAUCUCAUGGUCUACGGCCCGGGCGGAUACACGUUCAUGGAUUUUCUCAAGUUUGGUGGCGGGCUGCAGAUAUGGCUCGGUGUCAUCACCGUCGCUGUUGUUGUCACGCUCGAGUUCUGGUACCUGUGGGCGGUGGGCAUGCUUGGCCUGGCUAUUGCAGUCUUCAUCUUCUCUCCAAAGCCAAAGCCAAAGCCUCGUCGCGAGACGGAUGUUGAUGUUGAGCGUGGCCCCAACAGCGACACAGAGAGCCCACCGCGCAAGGAGGUGUACUACUACCAGCCCGACCUUGGUCUUGCCAAGCUCGAGUGCUUCGAUGAUGAAGAGGAGCGAAGCAUGACGGUGCAGCACGCCCUGUACGCCGACUUUGCAUAGCGCCAAUCAAUGUCAUGUCUCGUAAUGUAAUGUCACGCAGGCCUGGAUGUGUUGCCGCAUCAUGAUUUGUAACAGCAAGUCGUUGUUGACUUUGUCAUGUCAUCACUCUUUUCACCCUCCUUGUUCCUGACUGCACUACAUAUUUUCGCUUGUCCCUGCUUCCUGCUUAUGUGUGUGUGUGUGUGUGUGUGUGUGUGUGUGUGUGUGUGUGUGUGUG
This is a messenger RNA of Salpingoeca rosetta, 2791 nucleotides long. Its product is annotated as TrkA-C. Gene Ontology annotation, cellular component: plasma membrane. The record is from RefSeq and is a predicted model, not a curated record. Gene Ontology annotation, biological process: transmembrane transport; potassium ion transport. NCBI's taxonomy places the organism in Eukaryota, Choanoflagellata, Craspedida, Salpingoecidae. The coding region runs from base 409 to 2574 and encodes 721 amino acids. The transcript has 6 exons. Gene Ontology annotation, molecular function: monoatomic cation transmembrane transporter activity.